GUCCCCCGUUACCGCUUCACUCCCAAUUCCCUCUGCUCAUAUUCCUAGAUCGUUGCUCGAGGCUGCGGGAUACAAAUAUGGCUUCUGAAAGCCCGAAGGAUUUGCCUGUUCGGCCCGCAGAGGGCGCGAAAUCCGCAGGUGUCGACUCACUCCCUGACUUUAUGGUUGAGCGCAAUAAUCUAUUCGAAGACCUCUGGCAGGAACACCUUGAGGAACUGAAGAACAAGCCGCAUCCCGAAAUAAAUGUCACCCUUGAGCUUGGCGACGGAAAUACCUCCAGCAUCCCUGCGAAGGCUUGGGAAACCACACCAGCACAGCUGCUCAAGCAUGUCCCGAAGGAACUGAGCGCCAGUAUCGUUAUUGCUAAGGUAGAUGGGAAGGAACUUUGGGAUUUGGGUCGUCCCCUGGAGGGCGACUGCACUGUUUCUUAUGUUCCCUUCGAGGACCCCGAGGGUAGGGAGGUUUUCUGGCAUUCUAGCGCUCACUGUCUAGGCGAAGCUUGCGAAUGCGAGUUUGGAUGUCUUCUUUCUCAUGGACCUCCCACCCCCCAGGGUUUCUUUUACGAUAUGGCCAUGCCCGAAAACCGUGUUGUUAAAGAGUCGGACUGGUCUACCCUUGAUAACAAGGCGUCUCGAAUCUUCAAGGAGAAGCAGAGCUUUGACCGAUUGGAAGUUACCAAGGAAAACCUCAAGAAGAUGUUUGCCUAUAGCAAGUACAAGCUACAUUACAUCGACAAGCUUGUUACUGGAGAAAAGAGUACCGUGUACAGAUGUGGUACCCUAGUUGAUCUCUGCAGAGGUCCUCAUAUUCAAAGCACUGGCAAGAUCAAGACAUUUAAGAUCAUGCAGAACUCUUCUGCAUACUUCCUUGGUGAUCAAUCCAACGAUUCUCUUCAGCGCAUUCGUGGAGUUGCUUUCCCGGAUAAGAAACAGAUGCAGGAACACCUGAAGUUUUUGGAAGAGGCUGAGAAACGCAACCAUUUGAGAAUCGGCAAAGAACAAGAACUUUUCUUCUUCGAUGAGGUUUCUCCGGGAUGCCCUUUCCUGCUUCCCAAUGGUACCAAGAUUUUCAAUGCACUCCAGACACUUCUUCGGUCCGAGUACCGCAAGCGAGGAUACCAAGAAGUCCAGACUCCCAACAUGUAUGAUGUGGGAAUCUGGAAGACUUCUGGUCAUUGGGCUCACUACAAGGAUGACAUGUUCAAGCUUGAUGUUGAGAAGCGGGAGUGGGCCCUUAAGCCCAUGAACUGCCCCGGCCACUUCGUUCUCUUUGGCCACCGCGAAAGAAGUUACAGGGAGCUUCCAUUGAGAAUUGCGGACUUUGGUGUCUUGCACAGAAAUGAGGCAUCAGGUGCGCUGAGUGGUCUCACCCGGGUUCGCAAAUUCCAGCAAGACGAUACCCAUAUUUUCUGUGCUCAGGACCAGAUCGAAUCCGAAAUUGCGGGUCUCUUUGACUUCCUGCAAUCUAUCUACGGUCUUUUCGGCUUCACUUUCAAACUGAAACUCUCUACUCGUCCCGAGAAGUACCUUGGUGAGCUGUCGACCUGGGACUACGCCGAGGAGCAGCUAAAGAAAGCCAUGACCAAAUUUAAGGGCAAGGACUGGAUUAUCGAUGAGGGAGACGGUGCAUUCUAUGGCCCUAAGAUCGACAUCACAAUUGCUGACGCUCUCAAGAGAGAGUUCCAGUGUGCCACCAUCCAGCUUGACUACCAAGCUCCUAUUAACUUCAAACUUGAAUAUAUGGCUGGUGAAAAGGGCCAGUCUGCUGGUGAUGAGAAGAAGCCGGAAGGUGAAGCCAAGUCCAACGAACCUGGAGCCGGUCGUGCCCGACCCGUUGUCAUCCACCGUGCUAUCAUCGGUAGUUUCGAGCGUUUCUUGGGUAUCCUGAUUGAACAUUUCGGCGGCAAGUGGCCAUUCUGGAUCAGCCCUCGCCAAAUUCUCAUUGUCCCCGUCAUGCCCUCGGUGAACGACUAUGUCGAAGAGCUGCAAGAGAUCCUUCGUGGAGACAAGCUCAAUGUUGAUAUUGAUAUCAGCGGAAACACCAUGCAGAAGAAGAUCCGCACUGGACAGCUGGCACAGUAUAACUUCAUUUUUGUUGUUGGUGCCCAGGAGAAGGAGAGCCGUACUGUCAACAUCCGUAACCGGGAUGAUCCCGCCACCCAGAACAAGGGCAUCAUGGUCCCUCUUGAAGAGGCUCGCGAGAAGCUUCGGGCUUUACGUAAGGAGCGCCGACUGGUCAACUCUCUCUAAUUUUGCUUCCCGAUUCUGUUCCUCUUUUCCCCAACAUUCCUUAUCCAAGACCCUGGGGAUUGAGGAUUGCAACCACGUUAUAUUAUAUGAGCCAUAUGGGCUGCCAGCAAUAUAGUGGUGUGGUGGUGUUUCUGGUGUUUCAAAAUUAGGGAAGAAAAUAGGAAGAACCAGACCAUGAAGCUAUGAAGGAGGGGGAAAUUCAUUAUUGACGUAUUUCUAGCCAUGCAUUGAGAUGUAGAAGACUUUCAUCGUACCUGUUGAUUCCUGUACAUAUCCGAGUAGAGGGUUUCUCCUGUGUAACUAUUUUUAACUGUG
This is a messenger RNA of Aspergillus ochraceoroseus IBT 24754, 2564 nucleotides long. Its product is annotated as threonine--tRNA ligase THS1. Gene Ontology annotation, biological process: threonyl-tRNA aminoacylation. The record is from RefSeq and is a predicted model, not a curated record. Gene Ontology annotation, cellular component: cytoplasm. Lineage: Eukaryota; Fungi; Ascomycota; Eurotiomycetes; Eurotiales; Aspergillaceae. The coding region runs from base 78 to 2249 and encodes 723 amino acids. Gene Ontology annotation, molecular function: ATP binding; threonine-tRNA ligase activity. The transcript is spliced from 6 exons.